UCCCGCAUAUCUCUGUGGUUACUCUCUCGGAAUGCGCCUUCUCUACUUGGAUCUGACUGCACAGACAUGGCGCCUCGAGAACUUUCAUGGAAAGCCUAUCCCCUUCUAUGCCGUUCUGUCGCACACUUGGGGUGAAGACAAUGAAGAGACCAGCUUUGAAGAUUUUGAGAUAUGGACAUGCAAAUUGGAUAUUUCGAGCAAGCCCGGUUGUGACAAACUCCGGUUUUGUCAUAAGCUGGCAAACGAAACCGAACUACGCUACCUUUGGAUAGACACCUGCUGCAUCAAGAAGUCAGACAGUUCAGAGUUCCAGAGGUCGCUGAACUCGAUGUUCUAUUGGUACCAGAAGGCUUCCAGAUGCUUCGUGUAUCUCUCAGACAUGACCUUUGAUGAUUUCGGAUGGGAGAAAUUUGCGCAAAACGGAUGGUUCGCGCGAUGCUGGACUGCAGGAGCUCGUCGCGCCGAAAUUGGUACUCUUUCAUCUGAAGGAUGGUUACCUAAUAGGUGACGAGCAGUCGUUGGCGGACCAACUGUCCCAUAUUACCCUCAUCCCGACCACAGCACUCCUAGGAGCCGACCUCUCCAGCGUGUCCAACAGGAAGUAGUACUGUACUGUUUGGUACAGUAGCACUACUGUAUGGAUCAAAGUUGAU
Molecule: messenger RNA, 653 nt
Organism: Macroventuria anomochaeta
Lineage: Eukaryota; Fungi; Ascomycota; Dothideomycetes; Pleosporales; Didymellaceae
Exons: 1
Coding region: 32-508 (158 amino acids)
Source: RefSeq, a predicted model, not a curated record